AUGCAACUCUGGCGAGCACGGAGAACAUGUGGACAGAUGACAACGUCCUACAAUCAUGCUUUAUUCCUGGUUCUUUGUCUGCUGUGUUGGGCACCGGCACCAGUUGUCGGGGACUGUUUGCCGGAAGCAGUACCGGAGAAGAAUCGCACGUACAUCCAAGACAUCGACGGCAAUGACAUCCCAAUUGGCUUUCUCAGAAUGGAUUGGCACUCUUCCGUCAUUGCAACGGCCAUUGCGCGCAUCCUUGUUGAGGAGGUCUUGGGGUAUCAUACCACCGCGGAUGCAGAUCCCGCGCUUAGAUCCCGGUACGCAUUUCUUGCUUUGGCCGGCUGCCAAAACUACAACGAUGCUGAAGGUCCCAUGUGUGCCAGCGGCACUCCCGACCUCAGGAUCCACAUUGCCAUGGCUACAUGGCUGGGGACCAAUAUCGACUCCUGGGAUGAGGUUCAGGAGAUGUUCUCCACCCACGCACCCAAGGACUUGGGGGCAAUGGGCUGGACUGGCCGAGAGCACAUGUUUGUCAAAAAGCAGACGUUGGUGGAUGCAUACGAGGCGGAGGGUGUGAUGCUGGAUUUCUACAAAGGUUACAACGUGUCCCACCACAAGGUGCACAAGUACUUUGAUUCGGUUUUCGACAUCGACUCCACGAUGCUGAAGCCAUGCCAUUUUCCGGGAUCCACGUUCCAGGACACAGUCCUCAUGGCCAGCUACUUGCGUUGGACAGGCGAUCGGGAUGGCGUCUUGGAGGUAAACGACGGCAAGUUCAUUGCCAAGUGCGAUCAGACGCACUGGUGGGUGUCACCAGCCUGCCGGUACAACAUCUCAGAAUGCAUUCCAGCCGCUUAG
Molecule: messenger RNA, 846 nt
Organism: Symbiodinium sp. CCMP2592
Lineage: Eukaryota; Dinophyceae; Suessiales; Symbiodiniaceae
Source: the annotation of a GenBank genome assembly